This is a messenger RNA of Emys orbicularis (European pond turtle), 3006 nucleotides long. RefSeq names its product anoctamin 4 (gene ANO4). Gene Ontology annotation, cellular component: plasma membrane. The transcript is spliced from 27 exons. The record is from RefSeq and is a predicted model, not a curated record. Gene Ontology annotation, biological process: chloride transmembrane transport. Bases 16 to 3006 code for a protein of 996 amino acids. NCBI's taxonomy places the organism in Eukaryota, Metazoa, Chordata, Testudines, Emydidae. Gene Ontology annotation, molecular function: intracellularly calcium-gated chloride channel activity; protein dimerization activity.
AGAAGGUCAAUAAAAAUGGAAGCCUCAUCUUCUGGAUCUAAUAUACCUGCAGUUACUAAUGGAAAAACAAAAAUCCAUCAUGCAGAAGGAACAGAGGACUUGCAAAGUAACCAGCUGGAAACGCAAAUUUCGAUAAAGCCAGACGUCCAGAGGACAGAUGUGGACUUUUCAGAAAUUCUUAAUGCAAUACAAGAAAUAGCUAAGGACGUGAACAUUUUUUUUGAUGAGUUAGAAGGAGUAAACAGCCCUUCCAAAGAUGAUGACUCUCUUCUUCACCAUGGUAAUUUGACCAGUACUUCAGAUGAUGCCAGCAGAUUGGAAACAGUUGGAGAGGGAGUACCUGAUAAAAACAAAUCCAAUGGGCUAUAUUUUAGGGAUGGAAAAUGCCGGAUCGACUACAUUCUGGUGUACAGAAAAUCUAGCCCACAGACAGAGAAGAGAGAAGUAUUUGAAAGAAAUAUCAGAGCAGAAGGACUACAAAUGGAGAAAGAGUCAUCUUUAACGAACAGUGAUAUCAUCUUUGUGAAGUUGCAUGCCCCAUGGGAGGUCCUGGGCAGAUAUGCAGAAGUAAUGAAUGUAAGAAUGCCUUUCAGGCCCUUUAACCCCUUCACUGCCGGAGCCCCCUGCAUACUCGUGCGCUGCUGUUUUUUAAAUGGACAUGUCCUUGAAAUCAAUGGGCAGUCGAGACGAUCCAGGAGAAAAAUCUAUUACCUGCACCGCCGGCACAAGUUCAUGAACAGGAUCGAGAGACAAAUCAGCAGGUUUCGAGGAUGGUUACCUAGAAAGCCUAUGAGACUGGACAAGGAGACACUGCCAGACCUGGAGGAGAAUGACUGCUAUACUGCCCCUUUCAGUCAGCAAAGGAUCCAUCACUUUAUCAUACACAACAAAGACACUUUCUUCAACAAUGCUACAAGAAGUAGAAUAGUACACCAUAUUUUACAGAGAGUGAAAUAUGAAGAAGGAAAAAACAAAAUUGGUCUGAAUCGAUUGCUUACUAAUGGCUCCUAUGAAGCUGCAUUUCCUCUUCAUGAGGGAAGCUACCGAAGUAAAAAUUCCAUAAGAACCCAUGGAGCAGAAAACCACAGACAUCUGCUUUAUGAGUGCUGGGCCUCAUGGGGCGUGUGGUAUAAAUACCAGCCCUUGGAUCUCGUACGGCGGUAUUUUGGUGAGAAAAUUGGCUUGUACUUUGCCUGGUUAGGCUGGUACACAGGAAUGCUCUUCCCAGCUGCCUUCAUUGGAUUGUUUGUCUUUUUGUAUGGAGUCACAACACUGAACCACUGCCAAGUCAGUAAAGAAGUCUGUCAAGCUACAGAUAUUAUAAUGUGUCCAAUAUGUGAUAAAUACUGUCCCUUCAUGAGGUUGUCAGACAGCUGUGUUUAUGCCAAGGUAACUCACCUUUUUGACAAUGGAGCUACUGUCUUUUUUGCUGUUUUCAUGGCAGUGUGGGCAACUGUUUUCCUGGAGUUUUGGAAAAGAAGACGAGCAGUAAUUGCUUAUGACUGGGACUUGAUAGACUGGGAAGAAGAAGAGGAAGAAAUACGUCCCCAGUUUGAAGCAAAAUACUCCAAGAAAGAACGGAUGAAUCCCAUAUCUGGAAAACCAGAGCCUUAUCAAGCAUUUGCAGAUAAAUGCAGCAGACUUAUUGUUUCUGCAUCUGGAAUAUUUUUUAUGAUCUGUGUGGUGAUUGCUGCUGUUUUUGGCAUUGUUAUUUACCGUGUUGUGACUGUCAGCACUUUUGCUGCCUUUAAGUGGGCUUUAAUCAGGAAUAACUCUCAGGUUGCAACUACAGGGACUGCCGUGUGCAUCAACUUUUGCAUCAUCAUGCUACUGAAUGUGUUGUAUGAAAAAGUUGCUCUUCUUCUGACAAAUUUAGAGCAGCCUCGGACUGAGUCUGAGUGGGAGAACAGCUUCACUUUGAAAAUGUUUCUUUUCCAGUUUGUCAAUCUGAACAGCUCUACCUUUUAUAUAGCAUUCUUCUUGGGAAGAUUUACAGGACACCCUGGUGCCUACUUGAGGCUGAUAAACAGGUGGAGACUGGAAGAGUGCCACCCUAGUGGAUGCCUUAUUGAUCUCUGUAUGCAAAUGGGUAUUAUAAUGGUGCUAAAGCAGACCUGGAAUAAUUUCAUGGAACUGGGCUACCCGUUAAUUCAGAACUGGUGGACCAGGAGAAAAUUACGGCAAGAACAUGGCUCACAGAGAAAAGCAAGCUUCCCACAGUGGGAAAAGGACUACAAUCUUCAGCCUAUGAAUGCUUAUGGACUCUUUGAUGAAUACCUAGAAAUGAUUCUUCAGUUUGGAUUCACAACCAUCUUUGUGGCAGCUUUUCCACUAGCACCGCUUCUGGCCUUACUUAACAAUAUUAUUGAAAUCCGGCUUGAUGCAUACAAAUUUGUUACACAGUGGAGGCGGCCAUUAGCCUCAAGAGCCAAAGAUAUAGGAAUCUGGUAUGGAAUUCUGGAAGGCAUUGGAAUUCUCUCUGUUAUCACAAAUGCAUUUGUUGUAGCUGUGACUUCAGAUUUCAUCCCUCGACUCGUUUAUGCUUACAAAUAUGGACCUUGUGCAGGCCAAGGAGAAGCUGGACAAAAGUGUAUGGUAGGCUAUGUUAAUGCCAGUCUAUCUGUAUUUCUGGUGUCUGACUUUGAAAACCGUUCGGAACCAACAUCUAAUGGAAGUGAAUUCUCUGGCUCACCAUUAAAAUAUUGCAGGUACAGAGACUAUCGAGACCCUCCUCAUUCCCCGGUGCCCUAUGGCUACACAUUGCAAUUCUGGCAUGUCUUAGCAGCACGGUUGGCUUUUAUUAUUGUAUUUGAGCACCUUGUCUUUUGCAUAAAGCACCUGAUUUCGUAUUUAAUCCCAGACCUUCCGAAAGAUCUGAGGGAUCGGAUGAGGAGAGAAAAGUACCUGAUUCAGGAAAUGAUGUACGAAGCAGAACUGGAACGUCUGCAGAAAGAAAGGAAGGAGAGGAAGAAAAAUGGAAAAUCUCAUCACAAUGAAUGGCCGUGA